Diachasma alloeum is the source of this 3120-nucleotide messenger RNA. Its product is annotated as zinc finger protein 99. Gene Ontology annotation, cellular component: nucleus. The record is from RefSeq and is a predicted model, not a curated record. Bases 1 to 3120 code for a protein of 1039 amino acids. Gene Ontology annotation, biological process: regulation of transcription by RNA polymerase II. Gene Ontology annotation, molecular function: zinc ion binding; RNA polymerase II transcription regulatory region sequence-specific DNA binding; DNA-binding transcription factor activity, RNA polymerase II-specific. The transcript is spliced from 8 exons. Lineage: Eukaryota; Metazoa; Arthropoda; Insecta; Hymenoptera; Braconidae.
AUGGAGCAUUAUGAGGACGACGAGGACACCCACUACUGCAUAAAGUGUCACGUCACGUUGACCGGGCUCGACAAUUACGUACGCCAUCGUCAGACAGGAUGUCGUCCGUCCGAGCCAAAGAACGAAGUGAUGUACCCAGAAAUCCUGAAUGCCGAUACGUUUUUCAAUUCGCUGGAGUUGCGGAGCAGUGUCAAGCCGAAAUCCAGUGGUAUCCAAGUGCUCGACGAUCGUGACAAGAAGUCGAGAGCUGACGACAAGCGUAAAAAAGGAAAGAGAUGUCAGGAGAUUGAGGAGGCAGCAUCCAAGGAGAAGCUGAUGACACUGUCGCCAGUAGUGACGGACUUGGACGAUCCGACGGAUCACAUUGGGAUUCCCUCGCUGGUGGGAUUCCCCGAUAUCGUAACUUUCACUGAGAAAUCGACAGCGGUGACGCCCAACAAAAUCACGCCCAAGCUACCGGACAAGAAGCGAAGCGAGGAUCAUCGGGUCUGGCUGAACGACGCGAUUCUGGAGGAAUUGGAUGGGAAUAAGGAAGCUGUGUCGCCUACGAAUGCACUUGAUAGUGAGGCUGAGUAUGAUUACAGACAUGAGGAUGAGUCGGAUGUGGAGAGUGACGAGGACGACUCUUACUCGGAGUACGAGGAGGAUGGGGAGUACCAUUCGCAGGCUCAUACGGGUGGCAAAUGGAAGCCGGAACAGCUGCUCCAGGAGAUAUCUCCGCAGAAUGAUGACGAUCUUGAGCAGGAGGAUUACAGGCCGGACAGCCCACCUUCGCAUACUGGGGGAAAGUGGAAGCCAACUGAGAAAGCCGACGAGGAUGAGCAAGCGAACAUAGACGAGGAGGAUGAUGACGAGGACGAGGAUGACGACGACGAGGAUGAGGACAAGGACAGGAGACAACCGCCGCCAGGUCACACCCGUGGAAAAUGGAUCCCAGGAGUUUCUGUCGUCACACCAGCCCCCAGCAGCGACACCAGUUUCUGGUGCACUCCAUGCGACAGAAGACUCGCCUCAAAGUUACUCUACAACAGACACUUGCGAUCCGAUCUCCACGCGAGAAGGACUAUCCAGGAAAUCGAGGGGGAUAUCAAGCUACCGAGAACCGUCGGCCCACUACUGAGAGGAAAAGCCCUGAGUAAACGACAACAAGCACUCGCCCUCAAAUCUUCGGAUAAGAAGAGAGCUUUGACUAAUAAACAACAGAGGACUAGACAGCGAGAAAAAUUGGUCCUGCGAUGCGAGAUGUGUCAGGCCCGUGUACGUCGCGUUCAGCUGGGUAAACACCUGCUCUCUCACUACCACUGUCGUGUUGCUGGAUUAAAUCCCAGCAGUUCCAUUGCACGUCGCUUUAUCCUGGAGAACAUGGACAACGUGGUGCGCCAGUGUCCAUUUCAGUGCAGUAGCUGUCGGUUUUAUUGUAAUACCGAGGAGACGUUCCUCCUGCACUGGCGAUCUGAGUUGCACAACAGUGUGGAGAACGACCCAAACAGCAGUCUGACGUGUGUCAGCUGCAACUUUUGGUGUGACAGCAAUGAAGCCAUGGAGGAGCAUCUUCUUGGUCUCGAGCAUCGUGAGGCAGUCGCCAUGAUCAACGGCUCGGUUCCUGUCGUCAUCCGUAGGCAGAGAACCCUAAUUUGUGACACUUGCAAUCGUCAUUUUCAGUACAACUUCCAACUCAGAAUUCACUCGAGGGAAACUGGACAUCCCCCGAGUGCAACGGCCACUGAUGACUACCAACAGAGGAUAGCUUGUAGGCACUGCGCCCAAGUUUUUAGGUCUCUAGUAGCCCUUCAGCGACAUCAACUGACCAGCCACACGUCCAAGGAUGGGGGAGAACUGCCGGCACCUUAUUUCUGCUCCUUCUGCUCGAUCAACUUUGAGACUGCUCGAGACGCUGUGUUACAUAGAAGAACCACUAGUCACAAGCAGACUGUCAAGGAGCACAAGUUUCGGGGAGUUGAGACGUCACAAAGGGAUUGCGGUCACUGUGGGGAGAGGGUGAGAGAUCUGGAGGCACUCAAGCUACAUUUGAUUCAAUCCCAUCACAAUCUUUGUCACAGAUGCUCCCAAUGUGGAUCAGUCUUCGCCCUCUCCCAAGACCUCGCAAGACACACCAAGAAGCAGGAGUGCAUUAAAGCACUGGAUCAAAAAUUGAGCUUCAAGGGUCAAAAAUGGAGGUGCACGAACUGUUCCCUGUUCAGCACAGACUCACAAUCGGAAUUCAUCUUUCAUCAGGUUCUCCACGCUGGGGUUGUGGAGGAAGAUCUUGAUGGACCGGGCACAAGCAAAGCAUCGGUCAAGUAUCGCUGCCUGCUGUGCGACAAAAUCCUGCCGAAGGAGUCCAUGAGGAAUCACAUCAGGAGGCACACGGGGGAGAGGCCCUUCUGCUGUUCGAAGUGUAACAAGUCCUUUUCGAGAAGAUCUAGCCUCAAUGUGCACGGAAAAGGAUGUGUGGCGAGGGCUCAGAAUCAGGACCAGGGGGUGAAGGUUCGAGAGAGGAAUUAUGUGUGCGCUGAGUGCAAUGAAGCCUUCUAUACAAAACACACACUUCGACAACACAUGCUCCGUCAUGCUGGCAAGAGCUACAAGUGCGGAGUUCCGGGCUGUCCAACUGUUCUCCGAACAGCGAAUGAACUCAAGAGCCAUCGCCGACUGAUCCACGAGACCGGUCCCAACGAUCGCAAGUUUUCGUGCAACGAGUGCAGUUAUGCAGCCAAAACUAGGACACAGCUACGUCGCCACCAAGAGAAACACAAAACCCCGCUGAACCAGGCCCAUUUAACCUGUCCAUAUAAAGACUGCACCUUCGCAACUCAACUCUCGUCACAUCUGAAGCGCCACAUUCGCGUACACACCGGCACAAAACCCUACAAGUGUCGCCACUGUCCCUACGCCAGCAAUAAUCUGGAGAAUCUGCGAAAACACGUAUUAUCGACGAGACGGCAUCCGGGGAAGAUGAUAUACGAGUGCGAGACUUGCUGCAGGAGUGGGCUGACUUAUACCACCAACUUCAGCAGAGAACUGCGCGCUCACUUGGUCGAGGAACAUCCCGAGACAUAUCCCACUGUGAAUCAUGCUAAUGAUUAUGUGUCAUCGAUAUUCAGUGCGGGAGAGCCAUGA